AUGUCUUCUGUUGGAACUAUUGCCUCUGAUGACUUCGAUAUCACUCCGAAUCAUGCAUUGAUAGACAGCAUCACUGUCAUUGGGAAGGCUUAUCUCCAUCGCCAAUUGACGAUGUCAUUCACUGGUUGUGUUCCCACACCAAGAUUCACAGUGUCAUCCAUCACUCAGCAACCUCAAACGUCACUCUUGGAUUCGAUGGCACAAGACGCGACGACACGGGAUCCUUCGGAUGAUCUUGACGGAGAUAUUUUGACAUUCUCAGAACUCGAUUUCGCAAGACUGGGACUUGUAAAUAAAGAGUCGAAUCAGCAAUUCUCACCUGACUUCAGCCUUUCAGCUCAGGAAUACCCAUUUCCGACACAUAACGAUGUCUUUGCUCCAGAACAAAACUUCUUCACAGACGAUUUUCCCCUAGAUCUAACGUCAAAUACACAUAGUGAACUAUGGUUUGACCCAGAAUUAAGUCUUCAAUCAUGGCAAACAACUCCGCCAAUGCAACCAGACAAUGGCCGAGAUAUCUCACCGCUCAAUACAACUCAUGGUACCAUCGGGACGCCUCCGCUGGCCAGCCCCUCAUUUGAUCAAGCCUUUGCAGGCCUUUCGCCACUAGAAAGCCAGCACAGCAGCCUCCCACGACGAAGGAGUCAAUAUUUCAGAAGCCAAUUACAAGGUACCCCAAGCGAGCCUGUUUCGAUUCCCCGAUCAAGCCUCCGGCGCGACAGUAAUCGCAACCCCAUGCAAAGAUGGCAGAAUUCGCCACCUGAAGCCGAGCCAGCCUCGUUAUCCGCUAUAGCCGACGCCCUCGAGAAAACACCUCUGCGAAAACGCUCGUCAGCUGGAAGUUUGGGCAGUAGAAGGGUUGCAAGCCGUGCAGGAUCUAUCGCUAGUUUUGGGAGCGUAACAAGUUGCUCAACUGCUUCUGUUGGAUCGCCACAUUCCACUGCACGACGGGGAAGAGUCACCAAAUCGAAACAUCACCUCGUUCAACAUCUACGACUAGUCCAUCACGUCAAGACGCUACCCAUCAUCGAUGCAUGGAAAGUCGAAGGGCCGCCGAUAAAAUCGAGAUGCGGGAUCUGCGAUAUUCGAAUGGAGACUUGGCAAGAACGGGUAGAACAUCUGGCCAAACAUUUCCGCAGGGGUGAUACGAUGGAAGCCUGGAAGGGCGAGCACGAUUUCGAGCCGCAUGUCAGUGCAAGAGUGACGAAUGCUCUGGCACCGUAUAUAAUUGCAGCGGAAGAAAGAGCCCCGGUGCCUUUUUCUGCUACUGAUCCGAGCUCGAGGGAUCAUUUCCAUCAGAUUGUGAAGAAUGCUGGAGCUGAAGUUGAAGCAGCGAAACAACCUGACGGGGAACUGCCGGUCUCCCCAGAGAUAUCUCCUCUACCCGAACAGCCUGUUGCCGCAGAUAUCAGCUCCAUGUCUUUUCCGGAAUUUCUGGUACAUCAUUUGGGACGCUAUGCACAACAACAGAUGAGUCUCGGUAUUAUGCCGACAGAUGAGAUGUUUCAGACAGAGGCGAGGAAGCUUGUUUAUAAUACUAUGGAUCCGUGGGACCAAACGUUGGCAGACAACAAGGAUUGGCUUUCUUGUUUUCGAAAUUCUUAUCUUGGCGGUUCUUCUAGUGGAUAG
Molecule: messenger RNA, 1629 nt
Organism: Fusarium graminearum PH-1
Lineage: Eukaryota; Fungi; Ascomycota; Sordariomycetes; Hypocreales; Nectriaceae
Exons: 4
Coding region: 1-1629 (542 amino acids)
Source: RefSeq, a predicted model, not a curated record